AGUUUUACCGAGAAGGCAAUGGCAGCAUCAACAGCAUCGAUGGCCAGUGGAGGGCCAAUGUCCCCCGGGCAAAACUUUUUGGGCUGUAGCAUUUCGGUGAAGACCACCAACGGGGAUACGUUCCGAGGCGAACUUUUCUGCUACGACAUAUCUGAUUCCAAUUCGAUCGUUCUGCGAGAGCUCGUUGGUAAAGAUAAGUGUACAUACCAUUGGAUAAAGACGAAUACUAUUCGUGACAUCAAAGCACUGAAGCCGCCAACUGCUACUGACUCUCCGCUCCCCCACAUAGACCUCAAGGCGCUUCAAGCGCAGAUGACCGAUGCUGAGCAUAACUUUCAGGAUACUCGGGAACGUUAUGGGGUCGGUGUAACACAACUUGCGCAGACUGUGUUCGACCUUAUGUCGAAGACAAUGCCGUGUCGAUGGGAUGGCCAAGAUAUACUAUGUUAUACUGUCCGUAUCAAGAGCCCUUACCAAGCUGCCAACUGCACAGGGCCGAAUAGCAGUGAGCUUGAUCGAGUAAAGAAGGUUCUUGAGCUGGAGCGGUUCAAAAUGGAGAAGGAGGAGAAAAAGCACAGCUGACUUCAUGACUGGGAGUUCAAAUAAUGAAUUUGUGGUUACGAUGAUGGUGAUGGUGAAAUGCGCUCAUACUCCUCGGUGGUGGUGGCCGCUGUGGCUAAAUGUAUCUAUCAGCUUAUUCAGUACCAACCGAUGGUGCUGCAGUGCGCCAUCUAUCGUCUAUCCGCGAAGUUAUUUCCACCC
Perkinsus marinus ATCC 50983 is the source of this 762-nucleotide messenger RNA. RefSeq lists its product as hypothetical. The coding region runs from base 19 to 582 and encodes 187 amino acids. NCBI's taxonomy places the organism in Eukaryota, Perkinsozoa, Perkinsida, Perkinsidae. The transcript has 7 exons. The record is from RefSeq and is a predicted model, not a curated record.